AUGAGUAGUAAUGGCCCUCAGUCGAAUCCUUUAGGGAAUUUAGCUCAUAUAGCUAAUAACAUGCAACCAGUGAAACUGGAGUCUCACUCUCCUGCCUUACAACCACCACAGCAACACCAGCAACAACAGCAACAACCAAGUCCUGCACACUCAUUCACCCACUCUAACACAUCUCCACACCAUCAUAUACUUGCGCCUAUGCCAGCUAUCGAUCCUUCACACUCGGCAGGUUUGGUACCUUCACUGUCAACUUCUCCACCUGCACCUACUUUAAAAUCUGGCAAACCAAAACGAAUGGCAUGUGUCGAAUGUCGACAACAAAAAUCAAGAUGUGACGCUCAUGAAAAGCAUCCUAAUCCAUGUACCCGGUGUUCCAAGAAAGGCUUAAAGUGUGAUCUAAAAUCAGACUACAAGAGAACUUAUAAACGUGCUCGAAUUGCCCAAAUUGAGAAGGAAUUUAGCGAAUUAAAGAAAACGCUUACAUCAUCACAAGCAGUCGAGUUACUAAACAAAGCACCUUCAUUGGCUACUAUAAACGGUCUAACAGCUUCUCCUGCCGAAUAUUCAAGAGGAACUAGUAGUGCUGUACGACACAGUCAAAGUGGAUGGCCCAAAUAUCCUGCAACUGCUGGAAAUUCACCUUACAAUCAGUCACAGUAUGCAAACUCUCCCGCAAGCUUUGCUCAAUCACCACCAUAUCCAUUUCCUCCAACACCUCAGCAACAACCCUAUGUUGGAAACAAUAAAGCAAAUAUGCAGAGACCUCAACAACAAUGGAAUUCAGAUCAUUCACCAUAUCCUCAAGAAUCGAGGUAUUCAUCUUCAGAUACAAAUACUUCCAUUCCAGAUACACCGUUGAUAGCAAGACAAUUUGAACCGAUCGUGCCACGACAACCUGCAAUACCACAACAAGCUCCCAGAAUUAGACCAAUAGAUCCAGAUGAACCUCUAAGGAUUCCGGAUUCGGCUUUGACAUGUGACACGAAAUCACUUGAUACAGUAACAUUAUCCCCAGAGACCAUCAAAUCAUUAUAUUUGGAAUAUGUUGAACAUUAUCAUCCAAUUUUGCCCGUGGUGGAUGUGACUAAAGGACCAGAGAGAAUCUAUAAAUUAUGUCCGGCAUUAUUUUGGGUAAUUAUGUUUGUAUCCUUAAGAAGAUUUUAUGAAGAUGCAUCGCUUUUGAUUCAAUUAUCCCCACUUGUCAAAAGCGUAUUGGCCGAAAUUAUGAUUUCUCCAAUUACUAGAUAUAACCCAUUCGAAGAAGACGAGCCCAUUCUUAACGUUAGUUCAGUUUAUUCAACCCAAGCAUUUUUACUUUAUUCAUACUGGCCACCAAUCACAUCCUCCUUAAGUGCCGACUCAUCAUAUUCUACAGUAGCAACUGGAUUUUUCCAAGCUAUUAGGAUCGGGCUCCAUACAUCCUCAUUCCCAAAUACAUCAUGUACUACCGCCAAUAAUACCAACAUGGAAACCAAUCAACAACAACUAGCAAUGGCUUAUGAAAAAGCAAAAACUUGGAUUUUUUGUAACAUCGCCUCCCAAACUAUCGCCACAGCAUUUGGAUUCCCGGCAUGUGUUCAAUUUGAUUCAUCAUUCUCCUCACAAUCUCAGAACAUGCCAAAGGUUGUUCUAUUUAUGAUGGAGCUUGCACAAUUUGAAGAACAGAUGGCCAAAUCACUUAAUUCAAAUCAAGGGGAUGGGUUAUUGAAUGCAACUGAGAGAUUACCAUUAUUGAAACUUCUUUCCAAACGAUUGGCUGAAAUGGAGAAGAAAUUGGCUAGAGAACUUCCAAAUGAUUCUGUAAGAAAAUUCCAAUUAUUGUGUACAAAAGUCCAUUUAUUGACUUAUUAUUUCAUGGAUUCAUCACAUAUUGCGGAAUUUGAAUUGAAUAAAGGAUUGGUGAAAUUGUAUAAUGCUGCAAGUGAGUUGGUUUCUCAUACUGUAAUCAAUCAGACUAGGGACAAAAUGUUUGUCAAAUAUUUGCCUGGGGUGUAUAUGUUGAAUCUUUGGCAGGCGGGAUGUAUAAUUGGGAAAUUGAUUCAUCUGAGGUUGAAAAGUGUCAUAGAUGUUGGUUCGGGUAAGCAAAAUUAUCUUGCUGUUGUAUCAUUGACAGCAAAGGCAUCCAUUUUGAAGCAUGAUAUGGCAUAUAGAUCCAGUGCAAUCACCAGAAAUAUGUGGCAACUCUUUAGGACUUUAGAUGAAAAGAAAAUGUCAAGCUUGAGUAUUUCCGUGAGAAAUAGAAUGUCUGCAUCAGUUUUCUUUGAUUGUUUGAAUCUUAUGAGAGCUCAAGCAGGAAUAACAAAGUUGACUAGUAAAACCGAUGAAAAGCAAGCAGAAGAUGCAGGGCUUGGAGAAGAAGAAAAUGGUUCAUAUGAAGAUGAAAGUUCAAGUGGAGAAGAGGCAGUUGUUUCAGAUAAUGAAGUAUCAGAAAAGGGUCGUGCAGCAAGUGUAACCAGUCAAAAAUCUACUCCAGGAAGUACAACUUCUUCAGCUAGAGUAAGAAAGGCUAGAUCUUUGUCAAGUACUGUUGAUGCAGAAUCACAAGCUAGAAAGAUUAUUCGUACGAUCCCAUUGGAUCCACAACCUAUAUCUGUAGGUAAUUCCAAGAGAAGUUCGAUAUUCAAGGUGGUUAAUACAUCAAGUUCAACUGAUUCAUCUCCAAAAGUUGUGGACAAGACUUCUCCAAAUGUUGCUAGAUCACCCUAUAAUCCAGCCAACAUGCAACAGCCAAAGAAUAUUAACUCUCCAAUGGGAAAUCGUCCAGUUGAAACUUUACCUUCGCAACCACAUCAACAAGAGAACGCUCCCAAUCAACCAUUUAAUCAAAUGGUAUUUAAUGAUUCCCCCAUUCAACUUGGAUUGGAGAAUUUGGAUAUGGAUAGCUUUGACCACGACAUGUUAUGGAAGGAUGUUGACAGCGUUAUGAAUGACUUUGGUUUCCAUGCUCUUUAA
Messenger RNA from Hemisphaericaspora subhashii, 2952 nucleotides. It is a transcript of the gene LEU3, whose product is annotated as leucine-responsive transcriptional regulator. Gene Ontology annotation, biological process: regulation of DNA-templated transcription. Gene Ontology annotation, cellular component: nucleus. The record is from RefSeq and is a predicted model, not a curated record. Bases 1 to 2952 code for a protein of 983 amino acids. The transcript has a single exon. Lineage: Eukaryota; Fungi; Ascomycota; Pichiomycetes; Serinales; Debaryomycetaceae. Gene Ontology annotation, molecular function: transcription cis-regulatory region binding; zinc ion binding; DNA-binding transcription factor activity, RNA polymerase II-specific.